Molecule: messenger RNA, 1434 nt
Organism: Guillardia theta CCMP2712
Lineage: Eukaryota; Cryptophyceae; Pyrenomonadales; Geminigeraceae
Exons: 12
Coding region: 1-1434 (477 amino acids)
Biological process (GO): vesicle-mediated transport; intracellular protein transport
Cellular component (GO): cytoplasm
Molecular function (GO): GTP binding; GTPase activity
Source: RefSeq, a predicted model, not a curated record
AUGGGAGUCAUGUUUUCCGGUUGUGCCUGUGCAGAGAAGUCGCAUGGCCUUAUCUUGGUGGGGCUCGAUGCAGCAGGCAAAACAACAUGGCUGUACAGGUUGCAAACUGGAGAAAAUGUGAGCACAAAUCCCACGAUCGUCAGUAACUUCGAAGAGAUUCGUUACAAGAAUGUCAAGUUGUCAGUUUGGGACCUCGGUGGACAGGCAGCACAUAGGCCUUUGUGGAAGUAUCACUUCCAGGGAACGAAGGGUCUGCUGUUCGCUGUUGACUCAUCCGACCGUCAGAGGAUUCACGAGGCUCGACGAGAGCUACUCGAGCUCCUCAAGGACGAGAGGCUGCAGGAAACGAUUGUGAUCGUGUUAGCAAACAAGCAAGACAUCCCCAACGCCAUGUCUGCGCAAGAGAUCGCUGACUCCUUGGGCCUGUCGACGGCUGUGGGGUCAAAGCGAAAGUGGUUUGUGCAGCCCACCAGUGCAAUCUACGGGGAAGGAAUCAAUGAAGCCAUGGACUGGCUGCUUGCUAACCUCGGGCUGGACUCUAAGGGAUCAGCAAACGUGAAUGCAGGCCACGACGCUCUCCACUACCCUCGCUCGCAGCUCAAGAUUGCAGAGGCGUGGCAGGCGAAACAAGGAGAGCAAGAGCCACCCGCUCACUCGGUCAUGGACUCGAAUGGAUAUUCUGAUGAAAGUAGCACACAGAACUUGUUGGAUGGAACUCCAAGGGCCGAGGCUUCUGACUUGACUACGUCGUCGAUUCCUCCUCCACAUACGGAUGUCGACGAGGCUGAGGGCAAGAAAGCAGCUGAGAGGCAUACAGAGACAGAAAUCAAAGAUGCCGCGGUUCGAUCAGUGGGCGAGGAAGAGGUAGACAAAGCCAGGAGGCAACCUAUGUCUGUGCAGGACGAGAGAAGCAGAGAUGUUAUCCAGGAGAAGCAUUCAGAUUUGGCGGACUUGAACCUUGAGCUCGAAAAUGAUCAUGCAAGUGAAGGGAUCAAGACGCCAGGGGAGGAAACGCAGCAUCACCAUACAAGUCAAGAACCUGUGACGUCAUCGGGACCCUUCGGUCCUCCCCAGCAUGUGGUCAAGGAAAGCAAUCAGGACGGUUCAAUCCCAAGUCAAGCGCAGCUCACGGCCACGAGAACAAGGAAUGAUCCAGAAAGUUCUGCGAGACCUUCAAGAAAUCGACCAUCACAAGCCCAGCUAUUUGCUUUGGUCAUGCGCAGUCGCGUCCCCGCAAACUUGAGGACAGAGCUGUACCACAAGAUUAACCGAGGGCAGAUCUCAACCCUGGAAGAACUUGGAGCUCAUGGAGUGAAGGUUGAUAUGGAAGCUCCUUCGCAAUAUGGGGGAGAGAGAACGAUUCAAGCCUCUCGCGAAGCGCACAGGCAUGGAGGCGGGCAUCAUUCAAUAGAUGACCAACCGCGGGGGAUGUAG